Molecule: messenger RNA, 2298 nt
Organism: Stylonychia lemnae
Lineage: Eukaryota; Ciliophora; Spirotrichea; Sporadotrichida; Oxytrichidae
Source: the annotation of a GenBank genome assembly
AUGCAAUAAUAGCAAUAGAUGCAACUUCAAUAGCAACAAACCUCAAACAUUUAUCCCAAUCAGAUGUAGUAGCAAAUGCAACAGCCAAUGAUGUAAGGUUAUAUGCAAAAUAUUCCAACAAACUCAUCAUCUCCAAUCAACCCAUUCAUGAACCAGUAUCCAGAUUAGAAUGCCUAUAUUCCAGUUCAACAACAACAGCAAAUGCCAAGUAACUUCUAAAUGAAUUAGAUGCAAAAUAUGAACUAAACUGUUAUUAACUAAGCUGAUAAUGCUUUUGGCAACAUAAAUGGCACAUUUGGAUCAAGUUAUGAUCAACCUCAGCUUACUGGACUUCAAACUCAAAAUAUUAAUUAGUAGUAGUUACCUGCUGAAAACAAGAAAAGCAAAAAAGCAAUUGGAUAAACUUAGGGGAACAAUGCCUUGAAAAGAAAAAGAGCAAGCAACAAGAACAUUUGGGUUCAAAAGAGUAGAAAAGCUUGUUUAAGAGCCUAAAGAUAAAAGAGAGAAAAGAUCUUAGGCCAACAAGGUCUAGUUGGUUCACCAGAUCUUAUUGAUUAAAUCAACACUUUAAACAUUGGAGGUAAAUCAAAAGCUCCAAAAGUUAAGAAGCCUAAGGAAUCAAGCAAAAUGCAACUCGAUCCUUCAAGAACUAAUCCAGCUAGAGGAGCUAAAGUAGAAAAAGGUGGAUACAAUGAAAGCAAAAUGACUCAAUCAAAUAUUGAAUAGUUCCCUAAGAUUGUUAAGGAAAAGAAGAAAGAUACUGCAAUGGAAGUAGAUUAAACUCAACAAGAUGACUUUGUGGAUCCAAGCAAUCCAUAUGAAAAGAUUACUAUCACUGGAAAUCAAAAUGACGAGGACAUUUAAUGCGAUGUCUGCUUAGAAUAUGAAUAUGAAGAUGAUGAUCAAAUUGUAAUGUGCGAUUUAUGCAACGUUGGUGUUCACUAAUCCUGCUAUGGAAGUGAUCUUACUCAUGGUGUUCCAGUUGGAAACUGGUAUUGUGAAAGAUGCAGUGUGCUCUUAAGAAACAGAGAUAUGAAAUGCACUGAAAUUAAAUGCUUCCUCUGCCCAGACAUUGAUGGAGUAUUAAAGCAAAUCGACAAUGAAUUGUGGGCUCAUGCAAUCUGUGUGAAUUGGAAUCCAGAUAUUUAUUUUACUGAUGCUAAAAAGAACAAGGUAGAGGGAGUUCUCAAUAAACAAAGAUUUGAACUAAACUGCUAAAAAUGCCACAAAAAAGGAAAAGGAACUUGCAUUUAAUGUGAUUAUAAGAACUGCUCUCGUAGCUACCAUGUCAGAUGUGCAGUCAGAAGAGGAUUAAUUUAAGAAUGGGAAAAAAUGGAAGAUAAAGCAGGAGAAGCUUAAGAUAAUUUCAUUCCAGUAUUCUGCGAAGAUCAUGAAAAGAAAGGUUAUGAGAAGUUCAAAAAAGGAGGAAAAUAAGAAAUCUAGAGCAUUUAAAUGACCUAAGCUUUUAAAGAAAAAGCUGCUGAGAGACUAAACAAGUAUAGAGAAAUUCAAAGCCAAAAAACUGGAAAAUAAGUAAAGAAGGCUAAAAUAGCAAGUAAAUUUAACAAAAAGAAAACCUUGAAGGUUAAUGGCAUUAAUUUGAGCAACAAGCAAGCAUUUAAGGAUAUUAAAGAUGUAGUUCAAAGAAUUUCUUGUGCUUCCAACUCAUAGAAGAAAUCAAAGAAAGUUAAGGGAAAGAAUGUAAGAAAGAUUCAAAAAUCUAAGGAUAUCCCAAGACCACAACAUAAGUCAAUUGGCAAGCAAUAGUAAGGUAAAAAGAGAAUAAUCUAGUCAGCAAGAUCAAGCAAAGCUAAUACUAAAGAUUCAAAUCAGCAACCAAACAAUCAAUUGAAUCAGAUGAUGUAAACAUUCUCAUAAUUCAUGGGAAAUAUGAUGACUGGUGGAUUUGGAAUGGGUGUUCCUUAAAAUUAAGGAUCUGGUAACAAUCAAGCUAAAAAUCAACCUAAAACUGUCCAUCCAAAAACCAAGGCUAUAAUGAAAGGUAGAACAAACAAAGUGGUUAAGCCUAGAGAGGAUCAAAAGGCCAAAGAAGUGCUUAUUAAGGAAUCAACUCAAGGAAAUUAAGCUCAAACUUCAUUGUUGAGCACCUAAAAAAGAGGAGCAAGAACCAAGAAGCAACAGGACCAGAAUUAAGCCAACAACAUGACUGUACAACAGCAACAGUAGAACUUGAUGCAAUCACUCUAUCCUCAGGCUCCAUUCAACCCAUACCUCGGAACACCUAUUAUGUCAGGCACUAUGUUCGGCAACGGGCAAUCAUUGCCUAAAAUAUUCUGA